UACAACCUUAAUGCGACUACGAUGACAUUUGACACCAUGGACGAUGUUUCUGCAGUGAAGUCGGUCUAUCAAUCAUGGCCUUUCGAAGUAACUGUCCAAACUCAAUUGCUGCGCUCACCACCUCAUGAUCCCUGCUUCCAUCCCACUCAGGGAUAGAACCCGAUUUCACUGAAAUUCUUCAUUGCUACAGAUACUUCCAACUUGGAUAUACAACUCGAGGCCUUACACUCUCUUCAUUACAAAUGGCGCCCACCUUAUAGACUCGACUUGAUCAAAUCGGCAGCCCGCUCGGCGAUGCCAUAAACGGUUGCCUGAGGGUUGGCACGCACUGUAAUGGGCACAAUGGAAGCAUCAGCCACCCGCAAGCCACGGAUUCCAUGCACCCGAAGCUUCUCAUCUACCACUCCACCAAGCUCCCUAGGCAUCAUGGAGCAAGUACCCGUGAAAUGAUGAGCGCCAACUGCUGUCUUACGCACAAACUCUUUGGCUUCGUCGAGGUCUGUCAAGGCGUUGGCAGGGUUGCGCUUUCCGCUCGGCUUCAGUUGACUGCGGAGCGGCUCGCUUGCGGCGAUCUUCUCCAGGAGCUGGAUAUGUCUGGCCAGAACCUCGACGUCGAAUGGGUGCGAUAGGUACGCGGGGUCGAUGGCGACCGCGGGUGAUUCAAGGGACGCAGAAGUGAUGUGACUUGACCCUCGCGACAGGGGAUGAGCGAGGAGCAGCGCUAUUGUGAAGUACUUCUCUUCGCCAGGCGGCGGUGCUGCCAUAGUUCCGUCUCCGCUGAACAAUGCGAAUCCCGGCAACGACAGAUAGUACCCCGACGGUUCCGAAGACGACGUCAAGACGGAUCGCACGUAUCCCUCGAGGGCCUUUGUGAACUCCGGCGUCGCGCUUGUUUUGGGGCCGCUCAGCUUGUCAAGAAGUUGGGUGACAUCCUCGCCAGCGGGCAGAGGAAGCUGUGCAGUCGCUACAGUGCCGCUCCUCGAGAACGGCCCAGUGCCCUUACCAUACGCCUCCAUCGCAGCUCCGACAGCAGCCGGUUCCUGACGAAUAAUGCCAUCCAUGGUAUCGAGCUCUGGGAGGGCCUCAAAGCUUGCACCGACCAUGACGUGGUUCUGCAGGUUUUCACCGACAUGCGGGUUGUCAAGAACGACCUCGAUGCCGAGUUUACGGAGAAGCUCCCCACUUCCAACACCGGAAAGCUCAAGAAUCCGUGGCGAGUUGAGGGUGCCAGCAGUCAAGACAACCUCCUUCUGUGCCUUUGCUGUUGUUGUCUCUCCAUCCUUGGUGUAUUGAACGCCAUCGGCAACAAUUUCGCCAGCCUCUGAUCUGAAGACGAUCUUCUCUACCAACGCUCCGGUCACAACCGUCAAGUUGGUUCUAGACUUUGCCGACUGUAGAUACGCGCUGCCGGCGUAACUCCUCUGCUUUGUCUCCGGGUCUAUAGUGUCCGGUGUGAGACUGCUGCCGACUCCCUGCCCACUCAAGGGGUCACAAGAAUCGGGGAAGCCUAGACUACGGAUCGUAUCUUGCCAGAUUUUGGGCCAGAAAGACUCGACGUUGUCCGGCAGAGACAACUUCAGUGGCCCUGUGCCCUCACCAGAAGCGAUGGAGUAGGCCUUCUUGGAGGCUUCAUUGAACGUAGGCCAGUCCCAGCUGGGGUUGCCCAAGCUGGCCCACGCCUCAACGUUGGACCGGGUGGUGAUAGUAAAGGAGAGGCCAUUGAGUGCACCUGAGCCACCAAGGAGACGACCUUGAGGGACAGCAAUCUCACGACCACCUAGGCCAUCCUGCAAGCGAUUCACUAUCAGUAAAGCGGACUCCCAGAAAGCAGCUGCUGGUCUGAGAAACACUUACUUGGGGCACCGUUCGGAACUGCCAGUCAGAGGGCGUUUUGACAAGACUGGGACCCAGUGCGGGAAUAUUGACUCGAGGGUCUGCCGUUUGGUCUUCGCCCGCUUCGAGCACUAGGACCUGGACAUUUGGGAUCUCGGAAAGACGAGUGGCAACUACUAAGCCGGCGACGCCGCCACCCACGAUGAUAAAGUCGUAUUUUGCAGCCAUUUUGAGAGACGGUAUGAUGAGUAACGCGAUACGAGUGAUUCUGCAAGAGCAAAAGACUUCGUUGGAACUUCGGUGACUGUUAAAUCAUGGCAGGUUUCCGAGCCCGAGACGUCUAAGAUUGUGUAGGAUUGCGGCAAAGCAUUAGUCGCCGUAGCGCCGAGCGCCCAUCCGGCAUCUCCCCCGCGGGCGGCCGUAUUGCACCAACAUACGACACUGAGCCGGCCAACCGUUUCCGGUACCGUUCAAGCAGGUUCCACUGCAGGGUUGCAUCCUUACGACUUUGUUUCUGCAUCAGGGGUAUGACAGUUUGGGACGCAGACCCUCUCACUUCCCUGGACCCCCGGUCAACGACCGUCAAGGGACAACCCGGUCGGUUUCCGGAUAUCAAGGUUAUCGGGAUGACCCAUGAUCACCGCGGCGCGAUAUUCAACUAUGUACCUUUGAUCAACGAGUACGGCCUCUGGGAUGGAAUGGCAGACGUUACGAUGCGUGCUGGUUUACAUCCCAGUUAUUGGACACUAGUCAGUUCCUGUGGCAUGCUGUUACCCCUCAGGUAACUCACGACAGAUUGUCGAGGGAUGGACUGGACCCAGCCGAGGAUGGCACUAGGCAUCAUGUCGGGUUUCGAUGACUGCUCGACUGGCGGAUGUUUAUCGAUUCCGGACUCAGGACGAGUUAUCGGUGGUAGACUUCAAGAGAAGAGCGCCUCGAGGUGGAUGUAAGUGACCAAGUGCAACACACAAACUUCAUCAUGAGUGUUCUUCUCGAUUCAAGCUACCAGGCCGUCCUGUUCUACGUCCUUGGCCUCCUUUGCGGCGUCGCCGUUCACUUGGGUAUUUUUAUUCACGGAGAAUGGCAUGUACAGGCUCCUCAAAUUGCUCUGGGUCACUUCUGGCUGUUCUCUUGUUUCGUGGCUCUCAGCCGUUACUACAAGGGCUCAGUUGUUGGUGAUCUAUGCCACUCUCUCUUGACACUAUCAGCUGGGUACUUGCCUGGACUUUUUACCAGUAUCAUCCUCUACAGAUCCUACUUCCAUCGUUUGUCAACUGCUGGCUUCAAAGGACCAUGGUACGCCCGAGUCACCAAGCUGUGGCACGUCUGGGCCUGCAGAGGCUGCAAAAAUCAUCUGCUCUUGGAAGAUUUACACGAGCAGUAUGGAGACUUCGUGAGGACAGGCCCCAGUGAAAUCACUGUUUUCCACCCAGGAGUCUUCAUGGCUGUAGAUGGUCCCCGGUCUGAAUGCAUCAAGUCUGAGUGGUACGACAUUCUGCACCCCGAUCGUGCGCUUGUGACAACACGCAUCAAGCCCAUUCAUGCUGCCAGACGGCGUGAAUGGAACCGUGGAUUUUCGGCACAAGCCCUUGUUCAACACGAGUCAAAGAUUCUCAAGUAUAUUGAGCAGCUGGACGUCUGCAUCGAGGCGGAUGCCAAAGCACACGUUGCUUCGGAAGUGCGGAACCUGUUCUUUUGGUUCGGGUUUGAUGUCAUGGGAGAUUUUGUCUUCAGUAAGUCGUUUGAUAUGCUGCACCAGCAGCAGUGGCACCACAUCAUCGUGCGGCUGCAGCGUGCUCUCUCGCUGCUUGGACCGUUCAGCCCUGCUCCAUGGCUCAUCCAGGUCGGCUUCAAGCUGGGACCGCGAAUCAGCGUUCUCAAGGACUGGUUCGACAUGGUCGCCUGGUGUGAGCAACAGAUGCGUGUUAGACUUGAUGAAGGAACUCCUAAGCCAGCCGUUCCUGAUCUCGCCUACUACUUGAUGGAGCUGAACGACGGCCAGACUGAGCUCAAGGAUCGUUUGCCGUGGCUUUAUGGCGACAGCUUGCUCGCAAUUGUUGCUGGAAGCGAGCCGACGGCUGCUGCCUUGAUUGGUAUCUUCUGCGAAUUGGCUAAGCACCCUGAGCACGCCGAGAAGGUCUAUGAAGAAUUGAGAGACGUCGACGCUACCAACCUUAAGACGCUCACGAGCCUCCCGCACCUCAAUGCUGUCAUCAACGAAGGUCUCCGCUUGUACCCAGCCCUUCUCACCGGCGGGGCUAGGAAGACGACGGAGAACGGGGCCACGAUCGGUGGGACUUUCAUCCCGCCCGACACGACAAUCAUUGCCCCGCGUCACGUUAUAUCCCGAAGGGAGGAUUGCUUCGAGCGCGCCAACGAAUUCAUCCCUGAGCGAUGGAGUACGCGGCCAGAGAUGAUCCGCAAUGUUGCAGCUUUUGCGCCAUUUGGAACAGGCCACCACAGCUGUCUUGGUCGUUUCCUGGCCACCGACACUAUGAGAUUUGUUGUUGCCAGACUUGUGAAGAAGUACCAUUUCCGCCUCGCACCAGGAGAGACGGGCAACCGCGUCUUUGACGACGUGAGGGAUCAGUUCACCUCCAAUCCGGGUCCCCUGUCGCUGUGUUUCGAGUUAAGGUGA
Molecule: messenger RNA, 4471 nt
Organism: Colletotrichum scovillei
Lineage: Eukaryota; Fungi; Ascomycota; Sordariomycetes; Glomerellales; Glomerellaceae
Product: cytochrome P450
Exons: 6
Coding region: 2813-4471 (552 amino acids)
Molecular function (GO): iron ion binding; monooxygenase activity; oxidoreductase activity, acting on paired donors, with incorporation or reduction of molecular oxygen
Source: RefSeq, a predicted model, not a curated record